Coccinella septempunctata (seven-spotted ladybird) is the source of this 2047-nucleotide messenger RNA. Its product is annotated as nucleoporin NUP116/NSP116-like. The transcript is spliced from 3 exons. Lineage: Eukaryota; Metazoa; Arthropoda; Insecta; Coleoptera; Coccinellidae. The record is from RefSeq and is a predicted model, not a curated record. The coding region runs from base 98 to 1837 and encodes 579 amino acids. Gene Ontology annotation, molecular function: metal ion binding.
CACAUAUCUCAACCUCAAAUUUAUGAGUAGGAUAAUAAAAUAUAGUUAUGGAAUAAACUAAUGCUAUUUGUUGUGAUUUAUUUUUUAUCAUUUCGCAAUGGCUAUUUGUAAAUUUUUUCUGCAAGGCGAUUGUAGAUUCGGUGAAAAUUGUCGCUUCGAACAUCAAUUAAAUCCUGAGAAAGCUGGGAACCAGUUUGGCAACAUCCAAAACCAAAAUAAAAUUUUGAAUCCUAAAACUGGUACUGAGAUAGAGUUAAGCACUCUUCUCAACUCAGUGAAGAAUGAUGUGGUUUCUGGUGAAAAUGGUAAACAGUGGCUGCUGUCCUGUUAUGCUCCUUUCAAGGAAAAACCACUGUAUCCGGGCAUUGUAGAUAUGAGUUUCGAAGAAGUGAGAUUUGGUUACAUUGAAGCCCAAAAAUCUAAUACCUUGGAACAAUAUAAUCAAAAAUUGCAACAAUUACUGACAGAAGCAAAAAUGAGAUACAAGUCUCUUGAAAACCCUACAAAAGAAAUUGUUGAAUUAUUGAAGAAUAUAUAUAAUAACAAUUUGAACACUGAAAAUAACAGUAUGUUCAGUCAAAAUCCACAAGCAAAUGGUACAUUGAAAGGAUUAUUCGGCAUCAAUGCUUCAGCAAGUUUAGGUCAACAAAAUUCAUUAGCAGGUAGAGUCAGUAUAUUCGGUCAACAAAAUGCUUCUCAGAACAACUUUGGUCAACAGAAUGGUAGCGUUUUUGGCCAAUCUAGUUCUUCAAUCAAGGCUGGAAGUAUUUUCGGCCAGCAGCAGAAUACUACGAAUAUAUUUCAACAAAGUACUUCAACCCAGAAUAAUGGAACGUUAUUCAACCAGCAACAGAAUACAAGUAGUAUUUUCAGGCAGAAAACUGGUAACAUAUUUGCCCAGCAACAAACCGGAAGUAGCAUUUUUGGCGGGCAAAAUAACGGAAGUAUUUUCGGUCAGCAAAGCUCUGCUGCAAGUGGUUCGAACAUCUUUGGUCAACCAAAUUCGUUUGGAAGCAUAUUUGGACAACAGAAUAAUCCUACAAAUAUUAUUGGCCAACAAAAUGCUUCUCAGACCAAAAGUACACCUUUUGGCCAACCGAGUUCUCCUGCUGUGAUGGCCAAACCGAGCAUUUUUGGUCAACAAAACACCAAUAGUAUAUUUGCUCAGCAAAACCCAACUCAAAAUAAUGGUGGUAGUAUAUUUGGUGGACAAAAUACAACUAAUAUUUUUGGCAAACCAAAUAACGUUCAAGGUACUGGUAGUAUUUUCGCCCAACAAAAUAACCCUCAGUCUACAGGAAACGUUUUUGGACAACAAAAAUCAGUUCAAAGUGGAGAAAAUUUAUUUGGCAUGGAUAUGACUCAGAACAGUAAUAUAUUCCAAGCAAAAUCGCAGACCGAUAACAACCAACAGACAAGUUCGGUUUUUGGCUCGAAUAAUGUCAAUUUUUUCACUGGAAAACCUGUAACUGGUGUUUUUGGCAACGCCCAACAAACAAUGCCAUCUCAGCAGACCUACCCUCAAAAUACAGUACCACAGUCAGGUGCAAUAUUUGCUAAAAAUCCUGAACCAACCAAUCUUGUCAUGAACCAAAACGCAAAUUCCCUCUUCCAAGCACCAAGUGUCCAACAACCUACCUCCAUUUUUGGAUUGAGCGCCAGCAAAACACCUCUAAGUACCUUCAAUUCUGGGAACCCUUCGAAGGAAAAAAUAAAAUGGGAGGCCUACUCUAAAUUAGAAGAUUUGACAGAAGACGAGGUUAAUUGGUUCAAUAGUGAUAUUUUCGACAUUGAAAAAAUACCGGAAAAACCACCAGCUUAUGAGAUGUGCUUUUGAGUGAAUAUUAUCUUUUAUUGAGGGAAGUUACAGGAUAUAAAUUGAUUCAUAUGUGAUAAUGAUAUUUUUUCUUCAAGAAUAUUUUGAAACCAAUAUUUUAGAUUCUGAAUUUUCAAUUUGACAUAAUUAUUUAUUGAAAUUUUUAUAAUUUAUUGUAAGAACAGACUGAGAAUUGUAUAUUAUGUAUGUUCAUAUAAAUAAUAUGUUAAA